This is a messenger RNA of Salvia miltiorrhiza (redroot sage), 1402 nucleotides long. RefSeq names its product adenine phosphoribosyltransferase 5-like. Lineage: Eukaryota; Viridiplantae; Streptophyta; Magnoliopsida; Lamiales; Lamiaceae. The transcript is spliced from 6 exons. Gene Ontology annotation, biological process: adenine salvage. Gene Ontology annotation, molecular function: adenine phosphoribosyltransferase activity. Gene Ontology annotation, cellular component: cytoplasm; cytosol. The coding region runs from base 330 to 890 and encodes 186 amino acids. The record is from RefSeq and is a predicted model, not a curated record.
AGUAAGUACCCAUCAAAAGCAUCGGAUUCCAGCCCUUUUCUGUAAAUUUACAGAGAAUUUAAAUCUUUAUUUUAUUUUAUUUUUACAUUAAUAAAGUUGGUGUAUAAAUUAUAGCACCACUGAGCUAUUGGAUCUUCCUCAGUGGAGCUUUUGUUCACCAACCCAAAGAUACACUCUUUAAUACAUAGAUUUUCUCUCUCUCUCUCUCUCUCACCCUCUUUUUUAACAUUUGGAGAAUAUACACAAGAAUCUGUCCAAGAAAUUUUUUAUCUUUUUCUUAAACAAGAAAAUUUAAAUUGAAAGUAAAAGAAGGAUUGUUGAGAAGAAAGAUGUUUGCAGCUGAGAAUGGUUUAAAGGGUGACCCAAGAUUGAAGGCCAUUUCUGAUGCCAUUACUGUUGUACCCAACUUCCCCAAACCAGGGAUUAUGUUUCAAGACAUUACAACGCUUGUCUCAAAUCACAAGGUCUUCAAGCACACUGUCGAAAUCUUUGUUGAUAGAUAUCGAGACAUGGAUAUCUCUGUUGUUGCUGGAGUUGAAGCAAGAGGGUUUAUGUUUGCACCUUCGAUUGCAUUGGGAAUUGGUGCAAAAUUCAUUCCUCUACGUAAACCAGGAAAGCUUCCAGGGCAAGUUAUUGCUGAAGCUUAUGAGCUUGAAUAUGGUAAAGAUUGUCUGGAAAUGCAUGUUGGUGCUGUUGAAAUAGGCGAACGUGCAUUAGUCAUUGAUGAUCUAGUGGCUACCGGAGGGACACUUUCUGCAGCCAUAAGGCUUCUAGAACGCAACGGUGCUGAAGUUGUAGAGUGUGCAUGCGUUAUUGGGUUACCAGAGCUUAAGGAACGGCGAUUGCUGAAUGGCAAGCCACUAUACGUCUUGGUGGAACCCCGUGAAUAGAAAUCCGAUUAAUUCUUGGUACUUCUUCUCAUCUUUGCCAGCAACCUCGUUACUCCUUCAUGUUAAAACGUUGUUCAUUUCCUCCAACCGCACGAGCAAAAUGUAGUCCAGAUUAUGAUGCUUUUUGAAACAAAAUGGUGCUGCAUAAUGAUCAUUACUAUUAAUAUUCAUACAGAAGAGAGCUGGUGGAGGGGACGGACUUGUAACAAGAAACGUUGUUCUAAGCAGACGCGCCGAGGUGUGUGAGUCGGGGAAUAAAGGCCACCGCGGUUGCUCUACACGGCAUCGUGAAGCCUGCUUUUCCAGUCGGGUUAGCUAUCAGCAAUCUCAACAGCUCCUUUGUGGAAGUUUCUUUUGCUUUGUAUUUAAAUUCUCAUUGUAACCAUUGUAUCUAUGAGUUUGGUGAAUAAAAUGAUGCAUCACCACUUCUCUUCUAUGUGUUGAAAAUCAUCCAAAAUCCUCUUUGGAUGUAUAUUAUCAGAAUCCAGCUCUGUUGGCUGCUUGACUUGCAA